Molecule: messenger RNA, 3004 nt
Organism: Plodia interpunctella (Indianmeal moth)
Lineage: Eukaryota; Metazoa; Arthropoda; Insecta; Lepidoptera; Pyralidae
Exons: 2
Coding region: 219-1343 (374 amino acids)
Source: RefSeq, a predicted model, not a curated record
AGACGUCAGACAGAAUAAUUUCAAAAUAUAGGAGGUGGUAAAAUAAUUUGUUGAUGAUUGUAUUGUGAAAUAAAUUGGUGGAUAUAAUUUUGAUAAAAAGUGUAAGAAAUAAACUUUAUUGUCGUUUCUUUGUUUACAGCAACACAAGAGUUUAUUUCCAACACUCCUGAAGAAUUAAGAUAAGAUCUUAUAAAACGACAAUCUUGUUUUAAUGAAAAAUGGAGAAACUUCAAUUUAAAUUUACAUUAUUGCCCGGAAGUGAUGGAAAGUCAAAUGUGUAUUCUAUAACCUCAAUAACCACUAAGGACAACAAAGUGUAUGCAAUACCUGAGGAGUUUCAGGCGGUUGGCCAUCACAAAGAAAUCAUUAAAACCUCUGCAUAUAAUAAAGUGAAGAAUAGCUUAAAAAAAAGGUUCCAAACAAGAAGAGUCUGGAUAACAAUGACACAAGAAUUGGCUGGAAUUUAUUUAGAUGAAGACGGAAACGUGCAAUUUGGAGAUCAAUUUUUAGAAGAAAUAAUAGAAGAAGAAGUGGCGCAGAAGAACGAGUCAGGUACACUAGAAAAAUUAUUUGAAAAGUUUAUAGAAACCACGCAAGCAAAUAGGCAGCAAAGUUUAAAAUCAAUUGCAGAAAAAUUUGUAUUAGAAAAAUUUACUAGUAAAAAUGCCAACGCAAAUCUGUGGAUUGACAUUUUUGAAAAAGAAUGUUUGCGAUGUGAGGUAACAUCGGAUGAAAAAAAAAUUGAAAUACUCAGAUUGUUUUUGGAUAAGACCUGCGCUGACUGGUAUAGUUCUAUGAUUAUGAAAUUGUCAUUCAAAUCUGAAUGGUCUAUAUGGAAAAGCAAAUUUUGUGAGACAUUCGCCAAUAAGGGAUGGAACCCAGUCACUUACGCACUGUUUUUUAAAUACAAAGAUGGUUCUUUACUAGAAUACGCUAUAAAAAAGGAAAAACUUCUGCUGGAGAUGAGACCAUCAAUUGAUACAGGUACUUUGACAGAUCUUAUUGCAGCGGGAUUACCAGAAUUCAUUUUAAACAAAAUAGACCGAGAAAUUCUAAAAGAUACAAUGGAUUUAUUUAAUGAGCUGAAUAAGCAUGAACACUCGAUGAAUAAAAGAAAUUUUGUGGCCAAGAGAAAUUAUGGAAAUCAGAAGUCUUAUGUUAAAACCGAAACAAAAAUUCCAUGCAAAAUAUGUGAAAAAUUAAAUAAGGGCUCGCGUUAUCAUUCUGAAAAUUUAUGCUGGUUUAAAGAAAAAGAAGAGGAAAAAAUUAAGAAAAAUUCCAUUAGGCAUGUCAAUAAUUCAGUAAUUGAAGCAGAAUUAAACGAGGCUGAUCAAAAAAACUAAUAGUAACACCAUUGAUAACUGUCAAACUAAUUAUAAAUGAUAAAUUACAAAUAAACGGAGUCUAUGACUCAGGCUCUAAUGUCUCUUUGAUAAAUUCAAAAUUAUUGAAGUUAAAAAAGAACGAGAACAAUACUUAUACAAAUGAAGCAAAUUUAAUAACAAUUAAUGGUGUUCAAAAGACAAGUGGUUUGACAAGCUUAAAAGUAAAGAUUUUUGGAUUAGAAAAACAAGUUGAUGUGUACAUUAUUGAUGGAAAAAAUUUUAAGUAUGACUUUUUAAUUGGAUUAGAUUUAAUAAAAAUAUUUAAACUUAUUCAAACUGAAGACUUAGAAAUUAUACAGAAAAGGUAUCCAAAUAAUGAUAAAGUCGAUAAAGUAGAAGAAUUUAGUACAACUUUUAAUUACACAUCAGGAAAAGAAAAAGAAAACAGUAGUAUCUUAAAAAAAUACGAAAUAAAUUUCAAUGAACAUGUAAAUGAAGAAGACUUUGAAAUGAAAAUAAAUCAUUUAGAUGAAGAUAAAAAGGAAAAUAUAAAUAAGUUGAUAAAUGAAUACAAAUCUGUCUUUGCAAAAGAUAAAUACGAUGUUGGUACUGUUAAUGGGUAUGAAGCGAGAAUAGACUUAUCAGUGGAAAAAUACUGCAGUAAAAGGCCUUAUAAAUGCACUAUGGAAGAUAAAAAAGAAAUAGAACAUCAAAUAGCAAAAUUAUUAGAUAACAAGCUAAUAGAAGAAUCUUACAGUCCUUUUGCAGCACCCGUAACACUAGCAUUUAAAAAAGAGGAUAACAAGAAAUCAAGAUUAUGUAUAGACUUCAGGGAUCUGAACAAAAUUGUGGUACCUCAAGCUCAACCUUUCCCUUUAAUUGAAGACUUAGUAAUUAAGACUAGAAACUGUACUUUUUUUUCAACCUUAGAUAUAAAUUCUGCGUUCUGGUCUAUUCCCUUGCGGAUAGAAGACAGAAAGAAGACAGGAUUCGUAACUCAAGAAGGUCAUUUUCAGUGGACCUGCUUACCCUUUGGUUUAAAAACAUCCCCAGCAAUUUUCCAAAGAAUUUUAAGUAAUAUUCUAAGAAAAUACAAUCUUUCAGAAUUUGCUGCUAAUUUUAUAGACGAUAUUUUGGUUUUUUCAAGGAGUUUUGAUGAACACAUUAAUCAUUUGACGCAAUUACUGGACGCUAUAAAAAAAGAAGGAUUUAGACUAAAAUUCACAAAAUGCACAUUUGCGUCAAACUCGGUUAAAUAUCUCGGUCAUAUAAUUCAAAAUAAUUCAGUUCAGCCAGUCAAAGACAAUGUCAUUUCCAUUAAGAAUUUUCCUAUUCCCAAAACUCAAAAGCAUAUAAGACAGUUUCUUGGGAAAAUUAAUUUUUACCACGAAUACAUACCGAGGAGCGCUAUAAUAUUAGAUCCUUUGCACAAUUUAUUAAGAAAAAAUCAGAAGUUUGUUUGGUCUGAUGAAUGUCAAAAAUCGUUUGAUAUGGUAAAAAAUCUAUUAUGCUCUCAACCGAUUCUAGAAAUAUUUGACAAAAAUUUGCCUAUCAAUAUUUACACUGAUGCUUCUAUAGAAGGCGUAGGCGCUAUUUUAAAACAGGUACAACUAGAUGGAAAAGAAAAACCAGUAGCUUAUUUCUCAAAAAAACUAAACGAAGCCCAGAAGAAAAAGAAA